Molecule: messenger RNA, 870 nt
Organism: Mya arenaria
Lineage: Eukaryota; Metazoa; Mollusca; Bivalvia; Myida; Myidae
Exons: 1
Coding region: 1-870 (289 amino acids)
Source: RefSeq, a predicted model, not a curated record
AUGGCCUCGAAGUGUAACUAUGUACCUGAUGUAAUGGACUUGCAGUGUAACUAUAUACCUGAUGUAAUGGACUCGCAGUGUAACUAUGUACCUGAUGUAAUGGACUUGCAGUGUAACUAUAUACCUGAUGUAAUGGACUUGCAGUGUAACUAUAUACCUGAUGUAAUAGACUUGCAGUGUAACUAUGUACCUGAUGUAAUGGACUUGCAGUGUAACUAUAUACCUGAUGUAAUGGCCUCUAAGUGUAACUAUGUACCUGAUGUAAUGGACUUGCAGUGUAACUAUGUACCUGAUGUAAUGGCCUCGAAGCGUAACUAUGUACCUGAUGUAAUGGACGUGCAGUGUAACUAUAUACCUGAUGUAAUGGCCUCGAAGUGUAACUAUGUACCUGAUGUAAUGGACUUGCAGUGUAACUAUAUACCUGAUGUAAUGGCCUCGAAGUGUAACUAUGUACCUGAUUUAAUGGACUUGCAGUGUAACUAUAUACCUGAUGUAAUGGCCUCGAAGUGUAACUAUGUACCUGAUGUAAUAGACUUGCAGUGUAACUAUGUACCUGAUGUAAUGGCCUCGAAGUGUAACUAUGUACCUGAUGUAAUGGACUUGCAGUGUAACUAUAUACCUGAUGUAAUGGCCUCGAAGUGUAACUAUGUACCUGAUGUAAUGGACUUGCAGUGUAACUAUGUACCUGAUGUAAUGGACUCGCAGUGUAACUAUGUACCUGCUGUUAUAAUCUCUCGGUGUAAAAAUGUACCUGGUGGAAUGGCCUCGAAGUGUAACUAUAUACCUGGUGUAAUGAUCUCAAAGUGUAACGAUGUACCUGGUGUAAUGUUCUCGAAGUGUAACGAUGUACCUGGUGUCAUUGCCUCAUAG